UUUCUCUCAUAACUUAUUCUGAAAUAUCCCAAUUUAGCAAAAUUUUAAAAAUGAUAUUCGAAAACAGCGAAUUUAUGAAUGAUUUUGAACUUCUCGAAUCGAUUAGGCAGCAUUUACUUGAAGAUUGGGAUUCCCCUGUUACAACGGUGCUAAAGCCGUCCGUCAAAAUUGAGCCGGAAGUGAUCGUUAGUUCGCCGGAAAUGUACGAUUUCACCGGAUUUACAGCUCCGGCGACGGCUGUGGCGGAGGUGAAAUUGGAAGUGAAAGUGAAAACGGCGGUGGUUAAGAGAACGCCGGCGGCGUUGAAAUCGAUGCAUUACAGAGGAGUAAGACAGAGGCCAUGGGGAAAAUUCGCGGCGGAAAUUAGGGAUCCGGCGAAGAAUGGGGCGAGAGUGUGGCUGGGGACAUACGAGACGGCGGAGGAUGCAGCAUUGGCUUAUGAUAAAGCGGCGUAUCGGAUUAGGGGUUCACGUGCAUUGUUGAAUUUUCCGUUGAGAGUUAAUUCGGGUGAACCCGAACCAGUUCGGGUUGGUUCGAAGAGGUCAUUGCCAACAACCUCUUCGGAGAGUUCUUCUUCGUUAUCGUCAGAAGAUGUAUCUAUGAUGACGAAGAGAACCAAAAAAGUUAGUCAACUUUAUACUUAGCACACAUUGGUGAAAUUUAAGAUUUUUUCACCCUAUUAA
Messenger RNA from Solanum verrucosum, 683 nucleotides. Its product is annotated as ethylene-responsive transcription factor 2-like. Bases 51 to 644 code for a protein of 197 amino acids. Gene Ontology annotation, molecular function: DNA-binding transcription factor activity; DNA binding. Lineage: Eukaryota; Viridiplantae; Streptophyta; Magnoliopsida; Solanales; Solanaceae. The transcript has a single exon. Gene Ontology annotation, biological process: ethylene-activated signaling pathway; regulation of DNA-templated transcription. The record is from RefSeq and is a predicted model, not a curated record.